This is a messenger RNA of Coturnix japonica (Japanese quail), 1976 nucleotides long. RefSeq lists its product as uncharacterized. The record is from RefSeq and is a predicted model, not a curated record. Lineage: Eukaryota; Metazoa; Chordata; Aves; Galliformes; Phasianidae.
AAUGAAAGUGCGGAGAUUUGCCACUCCUUUGCACGGCUCUUCCAUUGCACGCUAGUGGGGCAGGGCACUUUCAGAGCCGCCAUAUCAGCAGCGGGUCAAGCACGGGGUUAAAGUCAACGUCGUGUCUCCCGGUGGCGUUCCUCCUGUUGGUGCUGGUGCUUUUCUCCACGCAUCCUACGUGUGCCCUGAGGAGUGCUCACAGCACAGGAGAAGGACAGCACGGCGGUAGCAGAAGUUGGAGCUUUCCCAGAGCACUGCGGAAGGUCUUGGGGCAGCUGCUGCUCCGCACAUCAGUGACCACAGACCAUCAGCCAGAGGAGGGUGUUACAGCAGGAGUGUCACCAAGCACUGCGGUGGUGCAGGACUGCACGGUUUUGCUAACAGCGGUGUCCUCAAGUUGAGUUUGGUGGCUGAAGAGCUGAAGGCAGCGCAGACUCUUAAGGACCCUUUGCCUCUGCCAACCCCACAGACCAGAAUCCAAGAGCUGCAGCACAAGGCUCUGUGAACACAAUGAACCAAAACCAGAAUCCUGGCCAUUCUGGAUUUAAGAACCCUGCAUGGCUGCUGGCACUUAAAGAAGAGAGGGAAAAACUCCAGCUGCUGAUGAGUGGGAAUAUAUUCAUCAGAAUGUUCUUGGGUUUGCUGGAUAGGUGGCAGCCACCUGAAAACAUCAGAGAGCAAUGCGAAAACAUCAAAAAGCAAUACAUGGAAAAGGUGCUGCACACAGUGUUCUUCUUUGGAAGGCUGAAUCAGAGGCAGAUGAGACCCAAUGAGUUCCUAGACAAUGACACUUUCAAGCAUCUGCAGAAGAUGUUCCCCCUGUCAUUCCAGCAGUACAGCACCCACCUGCCCAGCCUGACACCAUACUCCAUCGUGCUGCAAUUUGGCAGUGAAGUAGCAGGAUGCCGCACCAGAAAUGAAAUGGAGUCUUUCUUGCGUGAAUUUAAUAAAACUGUGGAAAAUGCAGUGAACAGUACACCUGACCUGAGCUUCAGUAAUUACACCUUCAAAGCUGCAGUUGUCGCUUACAGCUCCUACAGAGAACCCGGAAAACCUCAGAAUGAAGCAGGCUUCCCACUCUUUUAUGGAGCAUCUCUCUCCUGCAAAGGGUGGAUAGAGAAGAUGAUCAUGAUUAGCAUCCUGUGCCUAAGGACAUGGCACAAAGCGGUGGCGUUCGCUGUGUACCACGGGAAGGACAGUCUGGCCAUUGUCUUUCCCGAGGAAGUGCAGUGCUGCGCCUUCUACUACAAGAAUGGAGCCUUCUUGGAAAAGGCACCUUGCGUGAACUGCAGAACGAUGUAUAGAGUCGACUUCCAGCCAUAUGAGGGUGACGACAGGGAGAAAGUUGGAUGGCCGCAUGGAAACUGUGCUGAGAAUGAGUGCCUGAGCAAGCUGCUGCUCGGUGUGCCACGGCUGCAGGAGAGGCUCACCACGACACACAGUCCCCAACAGCCAAACGACUACACGGCCAUCGAGAAAGAGUUUGCAGACAUCAUAGAAGGAGAUGUUAGAAAUCAGCUUAAAGGCCUACUUCAGAAAAAGGAUUUUCCUCUUGAUCUGCAGUACUUUGAACCAUAGUGAGUGCUGGAGAGGCAGAUGCUGAGCUGUGUAUCAGCACAACACCCCUGAGCCGCUGUAUUCCUGCAUACUCCCAUGGGUUACCCCACUGAGCUACGGAUGGUGCAGGGCAUGUGAGGUCAGAGCAGCUGAGAGCCCCAAACAUUACAACCACUCCAGCCCCAGAAGGUAACAGCGUGGGAAGGAGGAGGGCCCUCUCACUCCACCUUUAUGCUGCCUCCAAACCCAGCUACAUGCUCGUGCCAGCUGGUUGUGCUCAAAUGGGGUGAGGAUGCAGCCUGGCUCCAUGUCCUGCAAACAGCACAGUGGUGGGAUACCCAUUUGCCCCUUGCUAGACUCCAGCACACAGAGCUUUGCUUUUCACCUGCGUAAAUAAACAUAUCUCUGAUUUUCAGUUA